This is a messenger RNA of Python bivittatus (Burmese python), 2846 nucleotides long. RefSeq names its product aldehyde dehydrogenase 1 family member A3 (gene ALDH1A3). NCBI's taxonomy places the organism in Eukaryota, Metazoa, Chordata, Lepidosauria, Squamata, Pythonidae. Gene Ontology annotation, molecular function: oxidoreductase activity, acting on the aldehyde or oxo group of donors, NAD or NADP as acceptor. The record is from RefSeq and is a predicted model, not a curated record. Gene Ontology annotation, biological process: aldehyde metabolic process.
GUCUUGCGGGGCGCGGGAGGCAAGCGCGUCCGGACCGGCUCGGAGGGGCUCGGGCGAGAUGGCAGCGCUGAAUGGGACCCUAGAGAACGGGCCGACGGAGAAGAAGGCUCCCGUGCCCCUACCUCGUCCGAUUAGGAACCUGGAGAUCCAGUACACCAAGAUAUUUAUUAAUAAUGAAUGGCAUGAGUCAAAAAGUGGAAAGAAAUUCCCUACAUUUAACCCCUCAACAGCUGAGAAAAUCUGCGAAAUCGAAGAAGGUGACAAGCCUGAUAUUGACAAAGCUGUGGAGGCAGCAAAAGCAGCCUUCCAAAAUGGAUCUCUGUGGAGACAAAUGGAUGCUGCAAGUCGUGGACAGCUCCUGAAUAAACUGGCAGAUCUGAUUCAGCGAGACAGGGAGGUGUUGGCAACACUGGAAACUUUGGACACAGGAAAACCAUUUCUCCAAGCUUUUUUUGUUGACCUUGAAGGUUGCAUAAAAACCCUGAGAUACUAUGCUGGAUGGGCAGAUAAAAUCCAGGGGAAGAAUAUUCCUGUGGAUGAAAACUAUGUCUGUUUCACCAGGCAUGAGCCUGUGGGAGUUUGUGGAGCUAUCACACCAUGGAAUUUUCCUUUGCUCAUGCUGGUAUGGAAGAUGGCCCCAGCUUUGUGUUGCGGCAACACCUUAGUUGUGAAACCUGCUGAGCAAACACCCCUCACCUCAGUCCACCUUGGCUCUUUAGUCAAGGAGGCAGGGUUCCCUCCAGGGGUAGUCAACAUUGUACCAGGAUACGGACCAACUGCAGGGGCUGCUCUUUCUAUGCACCCCAAAGUUGACAAAAUAGCUUUCACAGGCUCAACAGAGGUUGGAAAGCUGAUCAAAGAAGCCGCCUCAAAAAGCAAUCUCAAGAGAGUGACUCUCGAGCUCGGCGGGAAGAAUCCUUGCAUCGUCUGCGCAGAUGCUGACCUGGACUUAGCUGUAGACUGUGCCCACCAGGGUGUCUUCUUCAACCAAGGUCAAUGCUGCACAGCUGCUUCACGGGUUUUUGUGGAGGAACAGAUAUACCCAGAAUUUGUCAAACGCAGCGUGGAAUAUGCGAAGAAACGACUCGUGGGGGACCCAUUUGAUUUCCAAACUGAACAGGGGCCACAGAUUGAUCAGCAGCAGUUUGACAAGAUCUUGGACUUGAUCGAAAGCGGGAAGAAAGAAGGGGCCAAGCUGGAGUGUGGUGGUUUAGCAAUGGGCGAUUGUGGCCUGUUCAUCAAACCAACCAUUUUUUCAGAGGUUACAGACAACAUGCGAAUUGCCAAAGAGGAGAUUUUUGGACCUGUGCAGCCCAUAACGAAGUUUAAAAGCCUAGAAGAAGUCAUACAGAGAGCCAAUAAUACAGAAUACGGACUCACGGCAGCAGUGUUUACAAAGAACUUAGACAGAGCCUUGACCUUAGCCUCAGCGUUACAAUCUGGCACUGUCUGGAUCAAUUGCUACAACUCCUUCUUUGCACAAGCUCCCUUCGGUGGUUUUAAAAUGUCAGGAAAUGGCAGAGAACUAGGGGAAUACGCUCUCUCGGAAUACACAGAAGUGAAGACGGUCACCAUUAAACUGUCUCAGAAGACUCAUUGAGCGACGGACGCAAGGAGGCUAAAAACUCUUGACACUCUGAAUGUUGACGUAUAAUGUGGAUUGAGGGGCCUGUGCUAAAAUUGGAAAGGGGGAAAAUUGCCAACUUUCCUUUCUUUAAAAAGGAAACCAAAUAAUUUUUAGAGGGUCAUGUUGAGCUGCUCCUACCAACUCAAAAUUAAUUAACUGGUUUUCUGAAACAGGCUUGGUCUAUCAGCUGCAAGGAUCUUUCCUCCAAUCUGGUGUCUUCCAGAUGGGUUAGGACUUGAUUUCCCAUGUCUUUGGCCAUGGCGCUAGGAAUUCUGGGAGCUGAAGUCUCAGAAAACAUCUGGAAGGCACCAGUUAGAGAAAGGUGAAGAAUGAAAGAAAAGCGUGGAAGUAUUUUCAAGUAGCCGGACUCCAACCAACCCAAAGAGAUAUCCAGGUUUGGGAACAGAUUUCCAGGUGGAGCCCUGAGGCUAUUUGACAUUUUUAUACUCAUUCACUUAGGAUUGUUUUCCAAAUCCCUAAAAAUGGAGGCCUUCAGAAAAUACUUUAAUCAGGUGCUGAAGGCUAGAUGGCAGGCAGUUUUUACGCACAACAUUUUUUUUUUCCUUGCCCACACUACUUAGAGUAGGGAUUUUUGCAACUUAGCAAAGGGGCUCCAUUUUGGGAUUUUCCGGCAAAUAUUUUACUGUUGGCGAAUGUUAAAGUGAUUUUGAAAUGUUCCAUGAAGACGAAAAAGGAAGGAUCCCAGAUGCUCUCAUGAGUUUCUUGUCCAUUAAUUUCUCACAAGCACUUGCACAGACAUUUCCCCCUCUGGAUGGUGAACAAGAGCAUUAUUGGACUGCUACAAUAAUUGCCUCUCUCUUGUGCAUUUCAUGACCACUGUCCACAGUGCAAUCUGGAAUCUUUGGUUUAUUUUUUAUGACUCGCUUUUUAAAAUAAAUAUAUUCUAUGCUGUGAUUUCAAGCUUUUUCAAUGUCUUGUAAUUACUGACGAUAACCAGAUUUUAUUAUGGUUUUGUACACACUGAAUUUUUUUUUUACUUUGGAAAUUAAAAUCUUAGGCACUAAUUGUAAAGUACAACCCUGUAGAGUCUUUAUACUAUUUCAUUGCAUGUUAGUGCUGUUUUUUGGUAUGAAGUAUUAUCAUUAAAUGUUUAAAUAUAAAUAUAUAUAUAAUAUAUUUAUAAAUUAGAAUGCAAUUAAUCUAAUGUAUUUUUAUUGCUGAUUGUACAUGGAAAUAAUUUGCCUAUUUUAAAAGUUAU